Messenger RNA from Knipowitschia caucasica, 1071 nucleotides. NCBI's taxonomy places the organism in Eukaryota, Metazoa, Chordata, Actinopteri, Gobiiformes, Gobiidae. The record is from the annotation of a GenBank genome assembly.
AUGGAGUCCAGGGUCCCACAGCACAUCCCAGGGGUGUCCUCUUCGCUCAUGUCCCAGCCUCUGCUGGACAGUCGAGUGCCCUAUGGCCGCCUGCAGCACCUCACCAUCUACCCCCUGGACCAGAUCAAGUCCACACACAUGGAGAAUGACUACAUCGACAGCCCGGCCGUGGUGUCCCAGCAACCCCCGAGUCAGAAGGCAACCCGCAGGGUCACGUGGGUGGGGCAGGGUCAAGAGAACUUUCUGGGAGCCAACCACAACCUCCAUCACAACCACCAACAGUUACAUCUGCACCAGGACAGCACCACUCAUCCCUGGAUCUCCUUCAGCGGGAGGCCCAGCUCCAUCAGCAGCAGCAGCAGCACUUCUUCAGACCAGAGGCUGCUGGACCACGCUGCCCCCACCCCUGUGGUGGACCACCAUUCAAACCUGCACCCCAGUGCCAUCAACACGGUCAGCCGGACCCCCGCGUGCUUCUCUUCCUCUGAGACGAAAACUCUCAGCUCUUCCUGCACCUCCAAAUCUCUGGACCUCAAGUCUGCACAGGUGUCCAGUGGGGGGUCGUGCCCCACCAUUGGGCAGCACACGUUGUCUCUAAUCCCCUCUUCUCCCGCGGAGAAGAAGCACCUGGUGGUUUGCGAGACGUGUGGAAAGUGCCGCUGCACAGAGUGCAAACUGCCCCGGACCCUGCCCUCCUGCUGGGUGUGUAACCAGGAGUGUCUGUGCUCCGCCCAGAGCCUUGUGGACACUGCCACCUGCAUGUGCCUGGUCAAAGGCAUCUUCUACCACUGCACCGAGGAUGAGGACGAUGAAGGCUCAUGUGCGGACAAACCCUGCUCCUGUUCGCAAGCCCACUGCUGCGCCCGCUGGUCCUUUAUGACCGCGCUCUCCUUUGUCCUGCCCUGCCUGGUCUGCUACCUUCCAGCCGUUGGACUGGCAAAACUGGGACAAAAAUGUUACGACAAGGUCAGCAGACCCGGCUGCCGCUGUAAGAACUUACAAGGCCCUACAAAUGUUUGUAAAAGUGUGGAGGCUAAGAUCGGGACAAUAGAGAAGCAGCCGGGGUCAUGA